Messenger RNA from Linum trigynum, 4052 nucleotides. The record is from the annotation of a GenBank genome assembly. Lineage: Eukaryota; Viridiplantae; Streptophyta; Magnoliopsida; Malpighiales; Linaceae.
GUUCAUUAGCCACAAUGUUGAGACAUCUCAUUAGCUCAAAACGAGACAGUUAACGAGUUGAACUCAAACAAGUCACCAAGUAGAGUAGACUCGCAAUUUUAACAAUAUUCAACUCAAACUCGAAUCUUGGUAAACAAUUUGAGAUUUAAACAAUAUUUUACCGAGUCUAAUAUCAACAACUCGUGAACAGCUCGGCUCAUUAAUCACCCUAGCUGGACAUAGCAACAUAGGCUGAUGCCUGCUAGGGAUGACAAUGGGUCGGGGUUGGGGCGGAUAGUGCAUAUCCAUAACCCUACUCAAAGUAGUUCGGGUUUUACCCAUACCCAUACCCAUACCCACAUAAGAAACGAGUAUAAAAUCCAAACCGUGCCCAUACACGUUUGGGUUUCAGGUAUCCACGAUUAUCCAUGGAUAAUAGUUUCUCUUUAUAACUCCAACCAAUAUGUUAAUAUUCACACGUAUUCUCAAGUUACGUAAAAUGAAAAGUACGACAAUAAUUCACUAGAAUGUAGAAAAUUAAUUAAAACAACACAAUUUCAUAAAAUAUUAUAUUUCUAUGCUAAAUAUAAAAUAUGUUAGAGAAAAAUAUUGAUUAUUUCUAGACAAAAUACAUAUGUCUGUGUAUAAUCGGGCGAGUUCGGAUUGGAUAGUGAGAAAACCAUGCCCAUCCAUUAAUUGCAAUAUUCGAGUUCGAGUUUUACCUGUACCCACUAAAAAUUUGUCGGGUUCGAGUUUUACCUUAUCUAAUUAGACCGAAUUCGACGAAUAUCCACAUACUUUUGCCAUCCCUAAAUUGCCCGCCGCAAGUGCAAAUUACUGUGAAGGAGGAAUAGGCGAAUAGCCCAAAAUCGUUGCUAGGUUUGAAGUACGAGAAUGGGCUGGGCUGGGCUCGGCUUUGGACCGCCGGCAAACGACAGUCAAGAACCCGGCCCGUUAGCAAAUCUCCAAGGCGCCGGGAAACAUCCAUAUUGGCGAGAUCAGGGGCAGAACAGACAAUUGGCAGUCCUCGCCGCACCAAGGUUAGCUUUACCCUCCGUCAGCUCAGCUCCGCUCCUUUUUAUUACCAGAGGCAGUGGCGUGCGCUGCCGCUUCGCGAUAAACCCUAACAUUGUUUUUCCAAUUUUCCUCCUCCUUUUUCACCCUUAAGUUCCUUAUCUCGCUUAUCGUCAGACGUCGAUCAAAGCUUCCCUCUCAUAGCUCCUCUCAAUUCCAGCGCGUCUGCUCUUUGUUAUUGAACUUCUCGAGUCUCCAACCGCCAAGUUGAGAGAUGGGUUCCAGGUCGAGGAACGAUAACGAUGGCGCAAGCCCAGGGAAGAUUUUCAUAGGAGGAUUGGCGAAAGAUACCACUUACGUUACUUUCAACAAGCACUUUGGACAGUAUGGGGAGAUAACUGACUCUGUCAUCAUGAAAGAUCGUCACACGGGUCAACCUAGAGGUUUUGGAUUCAUAACCUAUGCUGAUCCUUCAGUUGUCGACAAGGUCAUGGAGGACUCCCAUGUCCUCAAUGGAAAGCAGGUUGAGAUAAAGAGAACUAUCCCUAAAGGAUCUGGGCAGUCGAAAGAUUUUAAGACCAAGAAAAUAUUUGUCGGCGGCAUUCCAUCUUCUGUCACAGAAGAUGAGUUCCAGGAGUUCUUUUCCCAGCAUGGAACAGUUGUAGAGCAUCAAAUUAUACGUGAUCAUGAAACAAAUCGUUCACGAGGAUUUGGGUUUAUAAUUUUUGACAGUGAAGAAGUAGUAGAUGAACUGUUAUCAAAAGGAAAUAUGAUUGAUAUGGCUGGUACCCAGGUGGAGAUCAAGAAAGCUGAACCCAAGAAACCCUCAAACCUACCACCACCUGGUCCUGCAUAUGGUAGCAACUCUAGGAGUCGUUCAUUCAAUGACGGCUUUGCUGCUGGUGGAUACUCCAGCCCAUAUGGGGGUUUUGAUGGAGAGUUUGGCCCUGGUCCUUAUAGAACACCUGGGGGUAUGGGUAGUAGGCUUGGCGGUGGUGGGUAUGGCUAUGGAAAUGGGGGUCCAGAAUAUGGUGGUGGUGGUGGUUAUGGUAACUUUGGAGGUAGUGGCCUUGGAGGUUACCGAGGUGAACCCUCACUUGGUUAUUCAGGUCGUUUUGGACCUUAUGGCGAUGGCUUUAGUGGAGGCUAUGGCGGCGGUAGUGGGUUAGGAGGGUAUGGUCGAGGGGGUGAUGGGUAUGGCGGUUAUGGAGGUGGUGGUGGUUACGGUGGUGGUGGUUAUGAAUCUGGUCCAGGUCCUAGUUAUGGAGGAGGAGCAGGUGGUGGUGGUGGUGGUCUAUAUGGCCGGGGAGGCUAUAGUGGCAGUAGUCGUUAUCAUCCUUAUGCGAGAUAGAAGGGCAUUUCGAUGCAGUUGCUUAAGCUUUUGCAUAGACGCGUAUGUUAUCGACCAGGAUCCUCUCUAGUUGAAAAAAAAAACCCUCAAGCAAGGGUAGGCAACAACUCCCUACAUGCUCUAGAAGUCUCUCCGAAGCUUUCAGGACCAGAAUCCAGCUUGAUUACAACUCUUAUUCUACUGUAUUCUUUUUUCUAGAAAGACUUGAUAGUUACUUGCUGCCCUUAUGCUGAACUAUUUCUAGCUGGUUUUCUAUGAAGAUGGUGCUGUAGACUGUAGCAAACCUUGGGUUUAAGCGUGUUGGUUCCUCUCUUAGUGCAGAUUUCCUGGAUAGUAUUGUGUUCGUGUAUGUAGUAUCAUAGUAUGUAGUAUGUGUUAUUGCUCAUCUGUUUUUCAGAUAUUACUUGUUUAGCUAGCUGUUGGGACCUUCUAUGCUGAUAUUAUUUCUUGGUGUUAGUUCUGUUUGUGUAAUGGAGGUUUAUAGGUAUAGAUGCCUCAGUAGAGGGUAUUUACCCUUCGCAAACUGAUAAAAACAAUAAUGGAGUCGAUCACUUAUACCAGUGAUUUAGCUGAUAGACAACCAUAGUGUGCUCUCUUAUGUCUUGAUUUCCCUAGCAAUUCCUUGAAUAAUUCUUUUGUUAUUCUAUUACCAUUUAGAAUGUACAAUUUCGGGAUCUAUGUCUACACGAUUUUGGAAGAGUGGUUUCCCUCUAUAGUUUUUCCUGAUUGUUAUAGGUUAGGGCAAAUUGCAUAUCGAUAAAGUACAAUGGAGAUAUAUGAUUUGUAAGGAACAUCCUAUCUUAAUUGAUAAGAUGCAUUUUGAGAUGAAAUGAAUGAGUUCUUGUGCGAAUUUUGAAGCUAAACGUGCUUGAUGCGAAUCUUUAAGCUAAAUGUGCUUUGAUGCGAAUCCGUGUGAAGAUGAAUGACUUCUAGGGAAAUAAUUAUGAUGCACCCAAAAGUCCCAACCGCCCGCAAGGCUGUAUGAAACAAACGAUUUCUUGAUAAGAAAAGAUUGACAUGUUCUAUUUUAUAUUAUAAAAAAAAUACUUCCAUUAGACAAUAAUUGGUUGCUUAGCAACCACAUCUUGCGAAGACGAAUCAUCAGCAUCAUUUGGAUUUUGGUAGAGUCGCAAUGACUGCCCUCAAGAAGCGGUGCUAGAGCAUCUUGGUUCGAGUCCGAGUAGCGGCAUAAGAUUUUUUUAAUUUCCUAAAACAUCCAACAAGUCAUAUACUAUGAUGAAUUCAAUUCUAUAGCUCCCUCUUUUUUUAGAAUUAAAAUUUUUAAGGUAUUUUCGACUUUAGAACAUAUAUUAAUUCAUAUAUCCUUUUCAGUUUUUUCACUUGGAAUUACAAUUCAUUUGAUAACCAUAUUAAUCGAUGAAUUCGUAGAACUAUAUGAUUCGUCAAAAAAAGGAAUGAUAACUAGUUUUUUUUCCCUGUAUAACAGGAUUGUUAGUUACUCGUUGGAUUUAUUUGGGAUAACGAAAUCUACCCGAGUAACGACGUCAUGAAUAACUUUUUGACGAACUUUAUGAGUUGGAUACUCUUUCUAGUUUUGAUGAUCGGUUGAGUAUGGAAACACAUUAGUCAUGUACAAAAUGCAUUGUAAACUUGGUAAUCUUACAACGUUUCUAGGAUAAUAUUUCGAGAAACUAAAAGAGCUGGGCAAAAAAUAGAGCAGCUGGUUAAAUAUACUUAUUUCCAGAGG